This is a messenger RNA of Mucor mucedo, 1988 nucleotides long. RefSeq lists its product as uncharacterized. The transcript has 4 exons. Gene Ontology annotation, biological process: protein deubiquitination. The record is from RefSeq and is a predicted model, not a curated record. Lineage: Eukaryota; Fungi; Mucoromycota; Mucoromycetes; Mucorales; Mucoraceae. Gene Ontology annotation, molecular function: cysteine-type endopeptidase activity; cysteine-type deubiquitinase activity. The coding region runs from base 6 to 1868 and encodes 620 amino acids. Gene Ontology annotation, cellular component: nucleus; cytosol.
CUCUAAUGUCCAGUAAAAGCAACCAGCGUGGAGAUAAAGUAGUAAAGGGAGGAAAGAGCGACACACUUGUCCAAAAGAGUACUGUCAAUAGUUUACUUAACCGAGCCAUCAAGUUUCGAAAAUCUCGUUAUGUCGAUCAAAAGUUUGAAUUAUUCAAGAAAAAGUUUGCACCUGUCAAUGGUACUUCGGGUGUAGUUCAUGCUACCUCUGCCUAUGAUAAUAUAUCGGGCGGCGGUGGCGGUGACAAUAUUGCCGACAAGAUUGACGCCAACGGGUUUGAAAGUCCUGCAAAAGUACUUUAUUCAAAAGAUAAACUCAAUCAGGGUUGGAAUGAUAUUCACCCUGUUGGAUCAGGUUUAAAAGAUCUCGGCCAUCUUUCUUCAUUGAAUGCUGUGCUUCAAGUUUUGACUUAUACACCUGCCUUGGCCAAUUAUUUGUUGGAAAGAAAGCAUAGCGCCAACUGUACUGUUCAGGAUUACUGUUUCGUAUGUGCUGUAGAGGAACAUGUUCGAUCAGCAUUAAAGGGCUCGCCCUAUGCUCUCCAACCUCGUGUAUUUGUAGGAAAAUUAAAAAAAAUGAAGAAUGGAACACCGAAAGAUGCCUAUGAUGUUUGGACGUAUUUCAUGGAACAAAUGCAGUCAUUUUUAUUAUCAGAAAAAACAUCCAAAGACAAACUUGUAGCAGAAACUACAGCAUUAUACCAAAUCUUUGGUGGUCAUAUUCAAAAGCAUCUUGAAUGUCCUGCUUGUAACACACCUGAAAACACGUACGAUUCCUUCCUUCACUUAAGCUUGGAUCUCACACAAUGUAGCUCCGUCGAAAGGUGUUUGACAAGACAUUUUAAAGCUCAAGUGGCCGAAUUCAAAGAAUGUUUAAGCUGUCAGAAUGAGGGUGAAUUGACUGGAAAAAAAUCCGUAUAUAGACCACCCAUGUCGCUUGCUAUUCAAUUAAAGAGAUUUAAUCAAGAUAGAGAUACUACCAAAAUUAACAAAGUAGUCAAAUUUGACGAAACAAUGGAUAUCAGUCGUAUCAUCACACCCUCUGAAAAAGACAAGGUGAACUUGAAAUAUAAUCUGUAUUCAAUCAUUGUUCAUACCGGCGAUACAAUCAACAGUGGGCAUUACAUGACCUAUGUAAAGAGUUCCAACGGUAUUUGGUACUGCAUGGAUAACGAGAAUGUGCAAGUAGCCAGUUUAAAAAGAUUAAUGGAAGAGAAGCCAUACAUGCUCUUUUACACUAUACCACCCAAGGUUGAAAAGAAGGAGAAGAAAACUCCUGUUCGUGUCGAAAAGAAGGCUGACAUCCCAGUAGAAGCGGAAAAGGAGGAGAUAACUGAACAAGAAGAGGAAGAGGAAGAGGAAGAGGAGGUUAUGCUCGAACAGGUUGACGAAGAGGAAGAAGAAAAGGAAUUAGAAAAAGAGAAAUUGCGUCUAGCUCUGGAAGAAGCCUCUACCAAAGAAAAGGCAGAAAAUGCAGCAGCUAUUGUAGUUUCACAUGACGAAAAUAUGAAAUCCAAGCGUGAUAAACUUGGUGCGUUAAUCGAAAAGGAAAGUUUACAAAGUAAAAGUGCGCAAGUCAAGGACGAUUUAUUGGCUAAAUUACAGAGUAAUCAAUACGAAGAUAAUAUCAGUACUUGGGACGAGGAUGUGGGAGCCACUGUAGAACAAAGAAAGUCUGUCUUGAAGCAAUUCAAACAAAAAAGAAAGAGAGUUGACAUUUAUGAUCUUGAUUAUGAUCGCGGUAAAGUCAAGAAGAUUAAAAAUAAGCAAGAUGAUAAAUUCGACAAGCCAAAUCUAUUCCAAAUCACUGCAGAAAAGACUGCAGAUAGAAUUAAGAAAAACAAGGGUAAGCGUGUUGGCAAGACAUAAAAAGGGGUGCUGGAUUUUCCACCUCAAUGUUAAUUAGGCCCAAUAAGCAAUUUUGGAUAUUUUCUUCUACAAAAAAAUAAAGUUUUCUUUUUUAUUGGCGGAAUAGAGUAUUUCACCAAU